GCCCCUCUCACUGGCUGGAAGAACGCGGGGGGAGGAACUGGGCUGCAAAGGUAGCGCAGGCGAAGGGGCGCGGGCGGGACCAGCGCAGACAGGGGGGCUCCGAGGGGAAAGCAGCGAAAAGCCCGUCCCGCGGCUCUGCCCCGACCGUGGCAGAGUUGCAGCAGGCGGGACUGGCAGGAGCCCGCCCCUCCUCUUCCUCCCGCCGACGGGGUUCGUUCCUCCUCUUCUGCAAAGAAAACACACAAACAACAACAAAACAGCCCAUGUCAAGUCCCCGACGUCUCCGGGCCCCGCAGUAGCAGCGGCCGCUCCGCAUUCCUGGGAUUCCAGGGCUGUGACUCCGCGCUCCAGCCCCACGCUCCACAGCGACUCCGACACGCACUCGCUCCGCAGCCGCCGCCUCCGGCCCCAUUCGCUCUCUCGGGACGACAAUCCCCUCCCUCUCUCCUUCCCCCACCCCCGCGGGCUGCAGCGGGAGCCCACGGCUCUCUUCACCGCCUGCAAACUCCCCUCCCGGCCGCAGCGUCCUGCCUCCGCCUCCCCAAACUCCUUCAAACUUUCCCCGCCGCAGCGGGGACAACAUUAUUGGGUGGGGGUCGCUGGUUUAGUUUCCCUCCCUCUCCUCCGGGAGCCCCCAAAUCCGGCACCACCCUGAUUUCCCCUCGGCCCAGCUGAGCAGCAAUCAGCUCUUCCCAGCAGCACCGGUUCCUACUUUGUCCCCCCCUCACCAGUUGGGAACCCUCUCCCGGUCAAGACGGAAACCUUCUCCGCUGGGAAACCCUCCUGGGUGACUUGGAACGAAGCCUGAGCUACCCUUGUUGCCUUUUCCCGAGGAAGGGGGGGGGCGGCAUUCCCAGUGUCCCUGCCCGAGAGGAGAAGCCGCCUCUACAUGUAAACCCAGGGAUCCCUUGGAGUUGGCCCUGGGCAUGGACAACUAUUCCCAGUCCUGGAGGAGAGUAGUAACUAGUGGAGUGGCAUUCAAGAGAAACCAAAAAACGUGCUGAGGAUAUCCAAAGUGUGACAGGAAGGGACAGCCUUCCAGCCCAACAACCAUGCCUUUCGGGCUGAAAUUGCGACGGACCAGGCGCUAUAAUGUCCUGAGCAAGAACUGCUUUGUGACACAAAUCCGUCUGCUGGACAACAAUGUGAUCGAGUGCACACUCUCAGUGGAGAGCACAGGACAGGAGUGUCUGGAGGCAGUGGCCCAGAGGCUGGAAUUACGUGAAACACACUACUUUGGCCUUUGGUUUCUCAGCAAGAGCCAGCAAGCACGAUGGGUAGAACUGGAAAAACCUCUGAAGAAACAGCUGGACAAAUUUGCCAAUGAGCCUUUGCUUUUCUUUGGGGUAAUGUUCUAUGUGCCCAGUGUGUCCCGACUGCAGCAGGAGGUCACAAGGUAUCAGUAUUACCUACAAGUGAAAAAAGAUGUUCUUGAUGGUCGAUUGCGUUCUUCGUUGGAUCAGGGGAUCCGGCUGGCUGGCUUAGCUGUGCAAGCGGAUUUUGGUGACUAUAAUCAGUUUGAAUCUCAUGAUUUCCUCCGAGAAUAUGUUCUGUUUCCUAUGGACUGGACUCAAGAUGAAGCAGUCCUGGAAGAUCUGACUCAAAAGGUAGCUCAGGAACAUAAAACUCAUAGUGGCGUACCAGCAGCAGAAGCUGAACUUAUGUACAUCAGUGAAGUGGAACGUCUGGAAGGGUUUGGACAGGAAAGCUUCCCUGUGAGGGACAAUCAUGGAAAUGAUAUGCAUCUUGGCAUUUUCUUCAUGGGAAUCUUCAUAAAAAAUAGAAUUGGAAGGCCAGCAGUGAUAUACAGGUGGAAUGAUAUUGGGAAUAUAGUACAUAACAAGUCUUCAAUCAUCGUGGAGUUGAUCAACAAAGACGAAACCGUGCUCUUUCACACAGAUGAUAUUGAAAAUGCAAAAUAUAUUUCACGGCUGUUUGCUGCAAGGCAUAAGUUUUACAAACAGAAUAAAAUCUGCACAGAACAAUCAAGUUCUCCUCCCCCUAUCAGACGGCGGCCCACCUGGAGUAGGUCAUCCUUGCCAAGACAGCACCCAUUUAUACUGCCGCCUAUGCAUGUCCAGUGCGGAGAACACUAUACUGAAACAAACAACUCACAAGACAGCAUUUUCCAUGGAAAUGAAGAAACAUUCUAUUGUAGGUCUCAGACCAGCUUGGACAGGUGUCCCAUGGACUUCAGCUACUUAAAUGGUAAUGGGCCAAAUGGCAGUAUGUGCAGUGCCCACAGCAUGAACUCCCUCAACCGUUCACAGAACUUUGUUCAGGCGUCUCCAAUGUCCUCCAAUCUCAGCAUCCCAGGAAGUGAUAUCAUGAGAGCAGACUACAUCCCCAGCCAUAGACAUAGUGCAAUCAUAGUGCCGUCCUACAGGCCGACGCCAGACUAUGAAACUGUCAUGAGGCAAAUGAAGAGAGGGGUUAUUCACAUGGAUAGCCAAAGUCAAUCUUUAAGGAACCUCAAUAUUGGAAACACACAUGCUUACAACCAACCAGAAGACCUGGUUUACAGCCAACCUGAGAUUCGAGAGAGACAUCCCUAUACUGUUCCUUAUGGGCCGCAUGGUGGUUAUAACAAACCUGUUGCCCCGCCUGACCAAAUGAACCCUAAUAAUGCUGUGCAGAAUAAGGCAGCAGCCAGUGCCAUAUCCCACACAGUUAGCACGCCAGAACUUGCUAACAUGCAGCUGCAGAGCAGUCAAAACUAUAGUACUGCCCAUAUGUUAAAAAACUACCUUUUCAGGCCACCACCUCCAUAUCCACGUCCGCGUCCUGCCACCAGCACACCUGACCUAGCGAGCCACCGUCAUAAAUAUGUCAGUGGCAGUAGCCCUGAUUUGGUUACUCGGAAGGUCCAGCUCUCAGUGAAGACAUUCCAAGAGGACAGCUUGCCAGUGGUUCAUCAGUCACUCCAGGAGGUUAGUGAGCCCCUCAUGGCAGUCAAACAUCAUGCAGCUUUGAACAAGCGCCAUAGUUUGGAGGUCAUCAGCAAUAUGGUACGUGGUAUAGAAGCUAUGGCUUUAAAGACUUUAAAUGCCCCUCUGCCACGUAGAAACACUUUGCGAGAGCAGGUGCAGCCAGAAGAGGCAUUGCAGGUGGAACAUGCAGUUCAGCAGCUCCCUUGCUACCAUCACAAGAAGACGUUCUCGAGUGCCACAAUGCUGAUACACAGCAGUGAAAGCGAAGAGGAAGAAGAAGCUGCAGAAUCAGUGUCACAGAUAGCACCGCUCCACGAAAAUGUGGAAUAUAGUGCUCAGUUGCAAGCUGCUUUGGCUAGAAUACCAAAUAAACCUCCUCCUGAGUAUCCCGGGCCACGGAAAAGUGUUAGCAAUGGAGCCCUGAGGCAGGACCAAGUAAACAUUUCAGUGGCUGUAGCCAGGGCCAAGGCCAUGAGGCCAGGGCCUACCAAGGCCAUUAGCGUGUCUCGAACUGAUCAAAUGACAAUGAAUGGGUCCUCACUUGGACCAUCUAUCUCAGAGCCUGACCUCACGAGUGUAAAGGAGAGGGUCAAGAAAGAACCAGUGAAGGAAAGGCCUGUGUCUGAAAUGUUUUCUAUCGAGGACAGCAUUAUAGAAAGAGAGAUGAUGAUGAGGAAUCUAGAGAAACAGAAGAUGGCAGGCCUGGAGGCCCAGAAGAGGCCCUUGAUGUUGGCAGCGUUAAAUGGACUCUCCGUUGCUAGAGUCCCAGUGCCUGAGGAUAGCCAGGAUGAAGUAGCCAAGGUGCCAACGGAUGAGAGGUGCAAAAUCUUGAAGAGGAAGUUGGAAGAGGGGAUGGUAUUCACCGAAUAUGAGCAAAUUCCAAAGAAAAAGGCAGAUGGGAUCUUCACCACUGCAGCAUUGCCUGAAAAUGCUGAGCGCAACCGCAUCAGGGAAGUCGUUCCUUAUGAGGAGAACAGAGUAGAGCUGGUGCCAACCAAAGAAAAUAAUACAGGCUACAUCAAUGCCUCGCACAUAAAGGUUACUGUAGGUGGGGAGGAAUGGCACUAUAUAGCCACACAAGGACCUUUGCCACACACAUGCCAUGACUUCUGGCAGAUGGUGUGGGAGCAGGGGGUGAAUGUUAUAGCCAUGGUCACAGCUGAAGAGGAAGGAGGAAGAAGCAAGAGUCAUCGCUACUGGCCUAAACUUGGCUCUAAGCACAGCUCAACCACGUAUGGGAAGUUUAAGGUGACAACUAAGUUCCGCACGGAUUCUGGAUGCUAUGCUACUACGGGGCUGAAGGUCAAGCAUCUUUUGUCUGGGCAGGAGAGGACAGUGUGGCACUUGCAAUAUACUGACUGGCCUGAUCAUGGUUGCCCAGAAGAAGUCCAAGGAUUUUUAUCCUAUUUGGAGGAGAUACAGUCAGUACGUCGCCAUACCAACAGUGUGUUGGAUGCUAGCAACAAUUGCAACCCGCCAAUUGUGGUUCACUGCAGUGCAGGUGUGGGGAGGACAGGGGUGGUUAUCCUAACAGAACUGAUGAUUGGCUGCUUGGAACAUAAUGAAAAAGUGGAUGUUCCGGUGAUGCUGAGACACCUGCGGGAGCAGAGAACGUUUAUGAUUCAGACCAUCGCUCAGUACAAAUUUGUCUAUCGAGUGCUCAUCCAGUUCCUACAAAACUCUAGACUCAUUUAAUCUCCUUAGAGAUCCCAGAUGCAGUAUUUGUGGAUUGGACUGAACCUUAUUGGCAAGAUAGACACAUUCUUUUGACAAUGUGUCUUUUUCAUGGUGUGCAAAUAUUGCACUUGCUCAAGUUGCCUCAAAAGUAAGGAGUCCUUGUUCUUCAGGAGAGAGUGCCACAAAUUAUUUUGUACAAGGUAAUUUAUUUUUCAUGGAAUAACUUGUGAAUUUCUUGAACUUGUAAAACUUGUGGUGAGGUUUGGAUUGACAUAACUGAUCUGCAUUGCCAUGUGUCCAUAGGGAAGGUCAUCCUCUCCAGGGGUGUUCUGUUGACCUGUAUUCUGUUAUAUGGUUUAUGAAACGAACAGGUCUUCAGGGAAUGGCUUUUUUCCAGUAAAAACACUUUAGAGCCAGUUUUGUGGCUUUUACCAUGAAAACAAGACCUGCUAAAAGUCAGUUAAGACUCUGUAAUGGGCCAAAUCCAAUGAUAAAUACAGAGAAGAUACAAUGCAGAGAAGCCAAAACUUGCAUCCCUAAAUGAAUGAAUGGAUGGAUGGAAGCAUUUGGGGGAGGGAUAGCUCAGUGGUUUGAGCAUUGGCCUGCUAAACACAGGGUUGUGAGUUCAAUCCUUGAGGGGGCCAUUUAGGGAUCUGGGGCAACUAUGGGGGACUGGUCCUGCUUUGAGCAGGGGGUUGGACUAGAUGAGGUCCCUUCCAACCCUGAUAUUCUAUUCUAUGAUUACAAAGCAGUAGGGUAUUUCAGGCAUGAAUGCUUGGGGUGUGGCAGUAUUCCUUGGGUUGAAGUGGUUUCCAUCGUAUACACGGUUUACAGUUUUGUUCAAUGGUUCUGCGCACCCCCACGAUAAAAAUCAUUCCAACGCCACUGUAAUAAGGUAUACAGAGAGCUUGGAUGUUCAGAAUUUGGCAAGAAUUACCCCUGCAGCUUAGUACUUGACAAGAAGCCAUAUACACCUUAGUCAUGACCUUUAUUAAUACCCACCAGCCUUUGAUCCCUUCCUAGAUAAAGAGCUGUAAUACUCUUGCUAGGGCCCUGAACCCAACCACGCUGUAGUCAGUAGGAGUCUUUCGAUCAACCUUAGUGGGCUUUGGAUUGAGCAGUAGAAAAGAGUCAGCCAGUUGCAGCCCAGAAAAUAGAAGUCAAACAUUGUUCUCAAAAAUGACCAACGCUUUCAUUGUUGUCACAAGGCCAAAUCCCACUCACCUUAUUCAGGCAAGGAAUGUCAUUAAGGUCUAGACAUCUCAUCUCCAAUCGCAGAGUUUUGUUUUCUACACGAAUCGUUGUCUCUGUCACUUAGAUGGUUUACUUUCUAGCCCUUCGUACAGUGCCAUAGUGAUCUGUGCUCUCUGACCUAUAUCCCUGUGUUCUGUUUACUGUCCUGGCUGCUGCCAAAAUAGUGAGCUGAAGUUUUUACAGUCUGCUCCUGCCCUCGGAUUCUUUCCCAGUCAGUGUCUUGCAGUUUAUGAUCGUAUCACACACUAGCCAUUCUGGACUGGCAAGCUUUACUUUCUUAGCUUUCAUUCCCCCAACCCAGCCCCCUGCAUUAAAUUGCAGAGGCCAUUUGCCCAUUUUUAUCCCAGGUCUCUUUGUAUCCUUUCUCUCCUUUUAUUUAUAUUCCAGUAGCCCCUGAAGGCCCCAGUCUACUACAUCACAUAAGGAGAGAGAAUCCCUGUCCCGAAGAGUUUACAAUCUGAAUAGACAAGACAGACAAAUGGGGAGAGAAAGGAAGUGUUAUCCCCAUUAUAGAAGUAGGGAGGUGAGGUACAGCUACUUUAAGUGAUUUACCCAAGGUCACACAUGAAGUCUGUGGCAGGAGAUGUGGGUUCCAUUUGUGACUCUAAAUCCCAGGACAGAACCUUAAUCACCAGACCAUCCCUUUCCUCUCUUUUCCCUCUACCUUCCCUUGAUACUGGAUAACUGUUCCACAUCCUUUGUGCAAGUUUCCUCCUCUAGGUCAUUAAAUUAUUUCACUGAUGCCACACGUUCACUGUGGAUCACUUUGUCCCAAAGUGAUAGCUGCUGUACUUAAUAACUUUUUUUUUUUAACAGUUUAGCUGGGUGGUGCUGACUUGUAAAAAACCAAAACCACCAUAUCUUAGAAAACUUGGUACAACGGGUCAGAUUCAAAUCCGGUGUAACGUACUGGGCUCAGUGGAACUGCAUUUGCUUUCAUCAGCUCUCAGUUUUAGCCCCAUAUGACUGACAGCCCUGAUCUUGUAGUGCAGGUUCAUGAGUGCACUCCCAUGGCGACCCCCGGAAGCCAGGGACAGGAGUCCACCAGCGUACAUCACGCUGCAAGGCCCAAGCAGGCUUUGCUUGAAAUACCAGAAAACAUUAGAGAAUCCAAGCGUAAAUGUGGUUUCAGUCAAGAGUUUGCUUUAAAUGUAUGCAAGUGACACUAUAUUACAACACUUGUGAAAGAAAUGGAUGGAAGAGCAUUUUGGGUCUGGUAUAGUCACACGGCAGUAUUUUUGUUGGGCCGAUUUUCUGUUAGUUUUGAGCAGAAAAAAGGAAGCUUAACUUUAAAAACUCUACCCAGGCCAUUGCUAUUACCUGACUGAGCUUGUACAAUGUAUAAAUCGGGGCCAAAUUCCACACUUCGCCCAAAUGACAGAAUUUACUGCUGUCAUCUGUGUUUUAUUUGUUUUAUCCUGGCGAGCCAUGACCCAUUUUAUAGCUUCCACCUAUCUUACUCUAGAAAUAAUCUAAACUGGAUGGGUACAUAGUGACUGUAGGUGGGUUUAGAGCCAUGCUCCCUAACCCCUAAUCUGGAAACACCCACCGUAGUCCAGCAAGCAGAGCCUGCAGUGUGUCAACUUUAUAGGAGAGCCAGGAUUAGGGUGAAACAUUGCGCUCAAUAUGGUCACCGCCAGCUGCUGCUUUUUCAGAACUUAUCUCCGGGACUUUGGCAGCCAAAUGUAAACUCUUCUGUUUGUUCUGAUUAAAGCUGUUUGCCAAGGCCAGGUAAUUGUUUUAAACAAAUGGUUAAAGGCUCACUCCUACAAGGUUCUGAGUGCCCUCAACUUCAGUUGGGAGUGGAGGACACUCAGAUCAGAUCCUCAAAGGUAUUUUAGAUACUUAAUUCCCAUUAGGCACCUAAAUAAAUACCUUUGAGGCUCUGGGUCUGAGUGCCUUACAGAUGUUGUCUAUGCUGGUAGCUUGGCAUUUACAAUAAGUGGUGAAGGUAUAAUGGUGAGAAAAGAAGAGAGAGGUUUCAGUUCAAGUCACCAAAGGAUGGUUAGGAGAAAUAAUAUAUGCCUAGUUAAACUAUCUUGAUAUUAUGUUUAAGAAUCAGUUGUUCUUCAGUCAUCUUUAGUUUUUCUCUAAUACCUUCUGCUAGUGCCAACAUCUCUCUUGUUAAAUUAGCAGCAACCAUUUAAAGUCUUUUCAGUGGCAUCUGCCUGGUAAUUGCACAGAGAUGCUUUAUAUCUGGGAAUCAGGCCAAGGAAUAAACCUUGAAGCAAAGUGUAUUACAUUAGUUAUCUUGUUAUAGCUUUUUGAAUAAUUUCCUAAUGAUGAAUUAAGUUUGAACUCAGCGCUGUCAAGUUCCAUUGCUCCAUUUGGAUUUGAAAGGUAGAAAAUCAGAAGGGAAAAUAAUUUGUUCCUGGGUCGUAUUAGUCAGAUAUCUUGGCUGAAAUGUAUAUGACUACUGCUGCUUUGGAUCUUCUGUAAGCACAGGAAAAAAAGUUAUGAGAGAGCAUACAUAGCUGUGUUAAAAAGGAAGAAAAUUCAGCACUGUUGUCAUUAUGUGGCUUUUUGUAGUGCAAAGGCACAUUAUAGGUUUCUUUAAAAAAAUUAAUUACAAAAUGGCACCAAAUGCCUUUCCCAUGAGCAAAAGGUGCCUAUUAAUGAGCCAGAGAGAUGGUAACAUAACAACCACUUUCAGUCGGUUACUAAAAUGGUAGCUGGAGUCCAAGGUGACUCACUCUUUCCCUUUUAUUGAAAGCUUGGUAAUUUUAUACUUUUCCUUUUUUCUGACUUCAGUGUAUUUUUUCUGCUAGAUUUUAUCUUGAUUAGAUCAGCUAGCAUCUUAGAUGAACUGAGAUGGUGUAUGUCUCCAGAGCUUCCUCUCUAGUCCCAUUUGUAACUGUAACUUCAUCAUGCCAGGGUUUCACAAUUGAGAGAGGUGAAUCUACCCCAUAUUGUAGAGGAAAAACUGAAUCUUCUGAUGCUGAAGGACUUCAGCUUUAUCACACCCACGUUCCUUGGAACAUAUUUUCUUAACCUUAAGGGAAGGACAGGAAUAAGCAUUUUCUAUCCAAUUUCAUUUGUUACAGUAGAAAUGAAAGCAUGGAACUUAAAGGAACAGUAUCUUUUCAUUUCUCUCCCACAGUUUUAGCAUCUGGAGCUUUUAAAAGGAGAAUGAAAACUCUAGUUAUAUUUGUGGUUUUCAUGCUGUAUUAACAUCAAAGCAUGGGCAAUGGGUAGUUUGCAAGAAACCACUUUUAAAGCACCAACUCCCACAAAUUGAACUGCACAGCAACUUGAAGCAAUUCUGAAAACUAAUUCCAAAUAGACUUCUUCCAACUCUUGCCAGUUCCUAUCUGACAUACUAGCCCAUGCUAUAUCCCUGUUGAUGUCUUAUGCUCCUUCAUCUCCUUCAUAAAAGGGAAUCUUGAGUAGAUCAAUAAGCCUGCAUUCAUUUUUUUUCUAGAUAAAAUGUUACUGUUUAACAGCCAUAACUUUUUUGGUUUAAUAUUAAACAUUUUGAACUGCUAAUAGUUAACAUUGACCCCAAAUUCCAUAGUGCCAAAUUCCCCAGCUCAUGGGCAGCUCAUGCUCUCAACUUCAUAGAGGUCAGGGAUGGGAGAAAUGGCUUUGCUAAAUUUAGAAUCCACUCAUAAAUAGUUUGAUCAGAACUCCAUAAGUUCUGAAGUUUGCAUUCCACUGCUCUGUUCCUGGCUGCCUCAACUUCCCUCUGCAGACCUGCCACAACCCGCCAUGCCAGCAGCUGAGUGCUGUCUCUUCAGGAACCCUGAACAUGACGUGAUUUGAAGGUACCUGCUGCAGAAUUUGGGGCCAUUGUGCCAUGCACAUAAAUGGUAGAUGGGCAUGUGACCAGGCACAAGUAGGGCAGGGUAGGGUGAGACUCUGCAUGCAAGAAUACCUAGCUUCACAGUCUGAUACAAUGGUCUGGACACUGAGUUACAUCCACUUGGGCCCUGGCUAGGUCCCUAAGCACCAAACAGGGUUUCAGAGUUAGUGGAAUAUAGUCUUAAGGCUUUCAUACUAAACCUGAUGUAACUUUGUAUUGUAGGUGGAACAAAUACAUUCACUUCACUUACAUUAACAGUGGUCAGCUGUUUGCUUUGAUCUGGAUUGAGAGGACAGCAGGCUGUGGUUAUUCUUUCACUAAUUGCACCUGCUCACAUUACUAACACAGUCCAGACAUUUAAACCAAUUUCAUUGAAGGACGCUUCUGCCCCCUUAGCUGUGGCUUAUUUAUCUGUCGUCCCAGCUCCAAGUAUCAUUCAGUAUUUAUAGAAUUAAAAACAUAGUUUUACUCAUUUCAUCUAAAUUGACAGGAACACAAGUUGUGAAGUGUAGAACAAGUUGGAAAUGUGUUGCUAAGUCUAGGUACUUCCACAGAGAAGAUCUUUUAAAACUAGUACAGAAAGUGUAUGUUUUGUUUUUUAAAAUCUUUCUUUAAUCUCAGCAGCACACAUUGACUUGUUAAAAUUCUGAUAGAUCUCUUUUCAGGAUGGCAUGGUAACUUCCCCUCUUUACUGUGAGCCAUUUUAUCAGUGGGGAAAAGAAGCAAAUUCAUGACUUACUGGCCAUAACAGCUUUAUUCAACAGUCUGCCUCUCAAAGCUUCUCAGGGGGUGGGACUAUGAUCGAAUUGGUUGUUGUCAGAUCAAGAAUCUGCAACCUACAUGCCCAGGAAAGGAACAUACUAGCAUUGAUGGCAGUUGCUCAAGGGAAUUUCCUGUGCACUGAUUGGAAAAGUGAGUGAGUCUAGGGUCAAAUUCUGCGACCAAUGCUUAUGCCAAAUAGCAUCUUCUUCUAUGAAUAGUCCCAGGGCAGCACCCAUUUAGAAUCAGUGGUAUUUCUUGUAAACAAAGAUGCUAUUCAUUGGGAGUGAGGAUGCCAUAAUCUGGCGCCACCUGAGGAUUAUUUGUAAAUUUCAUUUUCAAUACUCCUUGUGAAAGCGGGCCUGAAUGAGCUUGUCAGCCUGCUAACACUGAUAUGGACUCUAGCGUCAACAGGAUCAGGCUCAUUGGGCCAAAUUCUGAAUGAGGCAGAGCAUCUGCAGUCCCCACGGCAUCAAUGGGAGUUUCUAGGGCCUGACUUCUCCUAGAAUUUUUCAUGAGUUUAGAUAUUGACUUCAGCGAAACAAGACUGGACUGCUCAUUUGAUGGGAGGGAAUGGCUUGGCUGCUAUGUAUUCUGGACUCAGAAGCUUGAGGCUUUAGGGUAAAUUCUUUUAGGAAGUUUUGUUUAACCUUUGUUUUGAUGUCAAUUGUUAUUUACCAGACAAUGUGUGUCAAAAAUGUAAGUAUUUAUAUUUAUCCAAUUCUUCCAGCAAAUAAAACCAUCACAUGCUC
Messenger RNA from Caretta caretta (loggerhead turtle), 11174 nucleotides. It is a transcript of the gene PTPN14, whose product is annotated as protein tyrosine phosphatase non-receptor type 14. NCBI's taxonomy places the organism in Eukaryota, Metazoa, Chordata, Testudines, Cheloniidae. Gene Ontology annotation, molecular function: protein tyrosine phosphatase activity. Gene Ontology annotation, cellular component: cytoskeleton; cytoplasm. Gene Ontology annotation, biological process: protein dephosphorylation; lymphangiogenesis. The record is from RefSeq and is a predicted model, not a curated record.